AUGGCGUCUUUGCAUGAUUGCAUCACCGAAAUCCUCCUGCUUUCUCUGCUGAUCACGUCCUCAAUCUCAUCUACUUCAGCGGUUACGGUUGGUUCUCACGUCAGGUUUCCGGAGUGCAGAGGUGAAAUCGUUUGCGAAAAUCAAGGCACCACUUCGGCCGCGGCAGUCGAAGUACCAAACCGGUCUGAUUCAGAAUGGCAAACGCAGGUUCUCGAAUCAGAUGUCCCAGUAUUGGUAGAGUUUUGGGCACCAUCGUGUGGACCAUGCCGUAUGAUUCGCCCCAUAGUUGACCAACUGGCUAAGGACUUCGCAGGCAAGUUCAAAUUCUACAAAAUCAACACCGACGAGAGCCCAAACACAACCAACCGUUACGGGAUACGUAGCGUUCCGACCGUGAUCAUAUUCAAAGACGGUGAGAAGAAAGAUAGUAUCACAGGAGCUGUCCCUAGAGAGGCAUUGGAGAAAACUAUAGAAAUGUUCUUGGUCCAGUAA
Molecule: messenger RNA, 492 nt
Organism: Brassica rapa (field mustard)
Lineage: Eukaryota; Viridiplantae; Streptophyta; Magnoliopsida; Brassicales; Brassicaceae
Product: thioredoxin M4, chloroplastic
Cellular component (GO): cytoplasm
Molecular function (GO): protein-disulfide reductase activity
Source: RefSeq, a predicted model, not a curated record